AUGGCACGUCAACUAGUCGUCUUGGCCUUGAUCGUCGUGGCGAUCGUCGGCUCCGUCUCCGCCGAGGGACCCUCCGCCGCCCCCGUUGCCGCCCCCGUGGCCUCCUCCUCCCCCAAGGCACCAGCGGCCGCCCCCAAGGCAUCGGCUGCCGCUCCCCAGGCAUCAGCCUCCGCCCCUAUCUCCGCCACUCCCGAGGGUUCCAUCGCCUCGUCCCCUUACUCCGAGGGCCCCGUGGCAUCAUCCCCCAACACCGACCUGGCAUCGCCUCCUGCCCCUGGAAGCGAGGCUUCCUGGGGACCCACCGCCGAUGACAGUUUCGCCGCUCCCGCCGAAGCUCCCGUGGCUGCCAAGAACGGCGCCUCCGCCCUCGAGGUCUCCGCCGUCGCUGGCGUUGCCGUCGUGGCCAGUGCCUUCCUCUUCUAA
Molecule: messenger RNA, 423 nt
Organism: Syzygium oleosum
Lineage: Eukaryota; Viridiplantae; Streptophyta; Magnoliopsida; Myrtales; Myrtaceae
Product: classical arabinogalactan protein 11-like
Exons: 1
Coding region: 1-423 (140 amino acids)
Source: RefSeq, a predicted model, not a curated record